Molecule: messenger RNA, 1057 nt
Organism: Fulmarus glacialis (Northern fulmar)
Lineage: Eukaryota; Metazoa; Chordata; Aves; Procellariiformes; Procellariidae
Gene: NOL12
Product: nucleolar protein 12
Exons: 4
Cellular component (GO): nucleolus
Molecular function (GO): RNA binding
Source: RefSeq, a predicted model, not a curated record
CCUCAGCGGCACCAGGAGUACCUGAAGAUGCUGAGCGAGAGGGAGGAGGCGCUCGAUGAGGCUGAUGAACUGGAGCACUUGGUGACAUCGCGGACAGAGUCUGUGAACAUCGACCACCCAAACCACAUUGUAACAGUGACCACUAUCAGUGACCUGGACCUCUCAGGGGCGCGCCAGCUGGGACUGACCACCCCUGUGGGAAAAAGUGAUGGAUCAGAAGAAGAGAAAGGGGAAGAGGUGGUGAACAAGCCUGUAAGAACAAUGCCCAAGAAGUCCAGAAACCCCUUCCUGUCUGAAAAGAUCUCUGCUCUUACUGCCACGCUGCACAUGCACAGCCGAAAAAAGACGAAAGGAAAGAGACCCCAACGUGGGCAAGGCCCACGCAAGAAAAUCCAGAAAUCCAGCACAGGGCGAACCACUAAGACUCAGCGACGGAGGCUGACAGGCAAAAUGGGCCGUGACCAAGAUUAACGGAGAAACUAGUGCUUGGACCAGCAGUUGGGACAGCGCUCCACAUCUGGCCUGCUGGUCUUCGGAGCCCCUUCAUUGUGGGCAAGGGCCUUGUUUACUUGGCUCUCUGACCAGCAGUGAGCCCAGUUCAGCCUUUCUCUCACUGCUGAGCGCUGGCCAGAGUAACUAGACACUCUACCCAUUUAUUUCUGCAGUGAUCUCCAGCUAAGUGUCUGGGUGCCUCAGAGUCUCUAAAAACUUCUACUGGGGGUCAGAUUCUCUUUGGCGUAACCCUUCUGUCCUUGGGCCUCCCUUCCAGAGCUGAUACUUGGCUUUAUUAAAGGAGAGGAUCUGGGGCUGAGUGCAACAGGCACAUCGUCAGGGCAAUUUAUGAGAUUUUGAGGAGCUCUGCUUCCACUCAUGCAUCAGUGCCCUGACAUUUCUGCUGUGCAGUAAAUCCUUUUUCCAUGGAGACACUGUGUCAUCUUGUCUCAUGUGUUUCUUUGUCAGUGCCACUCCUGAAUGCAGGGGUACUUUUUGUUUGGUACCUUUGCCAGGUGAAAGUUGGUAACUUUGUGAAUAAAUCUUUAUGAAGUCAUUUUGCUAA